Messenger RNA from Acanthosepion pharaonis, 777 nucleotides. The record is from the annotation of a GenBank genome assembly. Lineage: Eukaryota; Metazoa; Mollusca; Cephalopoda; Sepiida; Sepiidae.
AUGCUUUUAAAAAAUUUCCCUUCUUUCGUGCCACUCUAUCAGAAGGGAGCCAUAUUUUUGCUUCUCCAUCUCUCUCCCUUCUCUGCUCUUCAUCUGUAUUUUAUGAUGUUUUCUUAUCUUUGUACCUUCCUGACAUUUCUCUCUUUCUUGCUCACCAUUCCAACUUUGUUUCACUUUAAGACAUUUUUCUCUCUCUCUGUUUCUGCCCAAACUCUCUCUCUCGUUCUGAAGUUUGUUCUUUUUCUUUUGAAUUCUUCACAAUCUUUUUCACCUUAUGUCCUUUGCCAAUUAUUUCUUUCUUUUUCCACUUCAUUUCAUCAUAUAUCUACUAAAUGGUCCAGUUGGAGGUACACAGUGAUAAGUUCUGUCUUCACUGUUCCUGCUACUCUUCAGCUGUAUUUUUGUUUUGCUUUGUUCUUCUCUUUCUCUUUUCUUUUCUUUUUUUCUUUUUUUUAUUUUUGCUCUCUAACCCAUUUUGUGUUCUUUAUCCUAUAUUUUUUUUUUCCUCUCUUUUAUUUUGUGCUGCUCACACACUUUAUUUUUUCCUCACCUUUAUCUCUUUCUUUUUUGCUGGCCUUUUUCAUUCUCUCUACACUUCCUUGCUGUCUCACCUUUUUUUUGCUUUCUCUUCACUUUCAUAUUUCUCUCUCCUUUCAAUCUAUUUUCUUUUUUUCUUUUGAUCUAUUUCCUCUUUUAGGUUGCUAUCCUUUCUUUUUUAUCUUCUUUUUCUUGAUAUUUUUUUUACCAUUUCCACAUUUCUUUUUUUUAUCAGAUUAA